GUUCUCCCAGUAGGUCUUUUCCCACAGACUCUGAUCCAAUCAUGUCAAAGUCUAAGGAUACGGGUUCUUCCAUCAUCCAGACCCAGCAGAUGCAUGCUGCCAUGGCUGACACCCACCUUGAGCACAUGUGCCUGUUGGACAUCGAUUCUGAGCCUGCAGUGUCUCGCAACACUGGCAUUAUCUGCACAAUCGGACCUGCCUCCCGUUCUGUGGACAUGCUCAAGGAAAUGAUCAAAACUGGGAUGAACAUUGCAAGAAUGAACUUCUCUCACGGCACACACGAGUAUCAUGCUGAGACCAUCAAGAAUGUGCGUGAGGCAACUGAGAGCUUUGUGCCUGGCUCUAUUGAGUACAGACCAGUGGCUGUCGCUCUGGACACCAAGGGACCAGAAAUCAGGACUGGUCUUAUCAAGGGGAGUGGCACAGCUGAGGUUGAGCUGAAGAAGGGUGAAACUAUCAAGCUUACCCUGGACGACCAGUACAAAGACAACUGUGAUGAAAAAGUCUUGUGGCUCGACUACCAGAACAUCACCAAGGUCCUGCAGGUCGGAAACCAUGUCUUCAUUGAUGAUGGUCUCAUGUCCCUUAAGGUUAAGGAAAUUGGCAACAACUUCCUGAUUUGCGAAAUUGAGAAUGGCGGUAUGCUGGGCAGCAAGAAGGGUGUCAACCUGCCCGGAGCUGCUGUGGACCUCCCUGCUGUGUCAGAGAAGGACAUUCAGGACCUGCAGUUUGGUGUGGAGCAGGGUGUCGACAUGGUCUUCGCCUCCUUCAUCCGUAAGGCUGCUGAUGUGCACGCAGUCAGGAAAGUGCUGGGUGAGAAGGGAAAGCACAUCAAGAUCAUCAGCAAGCUGGAGAACCACGAGGGUGUGCGCAGAUUUGAUGAGAUCCUGGAGGCCAGCGAUGGUAUCAUGGUUGCCCGUGGUGACCUGGGUAUUGAGAUCCCAACAGAGAAGGUCUUCCUUGCCCAGAAGAUGAUGACUGGCCGGUGCAACAGGGUCGGCAAGCCCAUCACCUGUGCCACGCAGAUGCUGGAGAGCAUGAUCAAAAAGCCUCGCCCCACUCGUGCUGAGGCCAGUGAUGUGGCCAACGCUGUGCUGGACGGCAAUGACUGCAUCAUGCUGAGCGGUGAGACUGCCAAGGGAGACUACCCCCUGGAGUGUGUGCGCACACAUCACAUGAUUUCCCGUGAGGCCGAGGCUGCCAUGUUCCACAGGCAGAUGUUUGAGGAGCUGCGCCGCACCUCUCACCUGACCCGUGACCCCACUGAGUCUGUCGCCAUUGGUGCAGUCGAGGCUUCCUUCAAGUGCUGCGCCAGUGCCAUCAUCGUGCUCACCAAGACCGGCAGGUCUGCACACAUGCUCUCCAGGUACAGGCCGCGUGCUCCCAUCAUUGCCGUGACCCGCUGUGGCCAGACUGCCCGCCAGGCUCACCUGUACCGCGGUAUCUACCCUGUGCUCUACACCAAGCCCGCCAAUGAUGUCUGGGCAGAGGAUGUUGACCUGCGCGUGAACUUUGCCAUGGAAGUUGGCAAGCACCGCAAGUUCUUCAAGACUGGUGAUGUGGUCAUUGUCGUGACCGGCUGGCGUCCAGGCGCUGGUUACACCAACACCAUGCGUGUUGUGCUCGUGCCUUGAAUUCCAUCCGAGGACAUUGUUCACCUCUCCCCCUCCCCUCUGCUCUAACCUCCCUCCCCCUAUAGAAGUCAUCUUCUUCCUGCAAGACUUUUCCGAAAGCCAUCUACAUUACCAACAGAAAGACAAGACCAGGCCACUUCUGCAAAGGACUUUUGAUGGUGUCGUUCAUAGACAUUAACUCCAUGAUUCCUGUCACCCAUGUGUGGCCAUUUCCACACAUGGGUACUCCAAGUCCACUUGCCAGAGGCUGCACUUGACUGAAAACCUUUCAAUAGAAACUGUUUCGUUUUACGUUUUGGUCACAUUGCCAUGUGCCUCCAUGUGUUUGCACGGAGAACAAUGUGGAGGCUUACGUUCCUGUGCAUUCAGUGUAAGAGGAGUAACAUGGUUGUCACAUAAAUAUUUUCCAAGAACACCUUACGACAGUUCCUUAAUGUUUUGUUCAUUUACAAUGUUUCUACCCAGGAUGAAGAAGUGCAGUUCUGUAGUGUAAUGGGUUUGUCUUAUGUGACAUAGAACAAAGUGCUCAUCUGGUUUGUUAAGUGGUCUGACUUGACUUGGUUUCCAUCCAUUAAAAGGAACACUUGGAUCAACUA
Molecule: messenger RNA, 2230 nt
Organism: Myripristis murdjan (pinecone soldierfish)
Lineage: Eukaryota; Metazoa; Chordata; Actinopteri; Holocentriformes; Holocentridae
Gene: pkmb
Product: pyruvate kinase M1/2b
Exons: 11
Coding region: 42-1634 (530 amino acids)
Biological process (GO): glycolytic process
Molecular function (GO): pyruvate kinase activity; potassium ion binding; magnesium ion binding
Source: RefSeq, a predicted model, not a curated record